Messenger RNA from Physcomitrium patens, 1519 nucleotides. The record is from RefSeq and is a predicted model, not a curated record. Lineage: Eukaryota; Viridiplantae; Streptophyta; Bryopsida; Funariales; Funariaceae.
CCUCCUUCUAAACGCUCCUCCUCCCUUUCAACUGCUUGCUGAUGAGAGUAAGUGAGUGAGUGACUGAGCUUCACAGUCGUCGAGUGGGGGUUCUGGUUUGUUACAACGACGAGUUGAUGCGUCUGUCUGUCGCUGCACUCGCAAGUCUGUCGCAAAUUCGUGCAUGGGCAUGAUUAGAGCUUCUUCAGAGACUGUUUUUGUCCAGGAACUCAGUCCAAGUUUUAGAUUCUGCUUCUCCAGUCUGUUUGGUUGGAUUCAGGUGGAGCUUCAGGCGUAGAAAUUAUUCUGUUUCGAACGGGCUGUUUCUGUUCUUCUGAUUGUACAGAUUUGGUUGUCUGAGAGGUUUAGCGCUCUGGUGUCGUUUAUUGGAGCUUGCGAUGGCGAACAAGCGGCAACGGCUCGCGAAGAAACGACUUGUUGCAAAUGGUACGAUUGCCAUUGGGGAGGUAACCUCGAGUAGUGGAGGUGCUAGUAAUGCCGAGAAAGAAACUAAAGACUCUACCGAUAAUGGAGGUGAGAAGAAAGUUGGGAAUGUUAAGGGGUCAAAAAGAGAGAGAGCAAACGAUUCUGGUGGUAGUAGUGGCGUGCCCAAGAAAACCAAAGUUGCAAGUUCUAGUAAGCACCCUCUGCGUCAAGCUGGGAUGAAACCCGGCGAGGGCUGUUUCCUUUGCAAGUCCAAGGACCACAUUGCCAAGCAUUGCCCAACUAAAAGCGAGAAAGAUCGUCACAAGAUGUGUCUCGGUUGCAGAAUGUGGGGCCAUACUCUCAAGAAUUGUCCUUCGGAAUUCAAGAGUGCGGAUGUUAAAUUAUGCUACAACUGUGGUCAACCUGGACAUUCGCUUGAUAAGUGUCCCAACCCUCUGAAGGAUGGUGGAUCGGCAUUUGCUGAAUGUUUCCUGUGUAAACAACGGGGCCAUCUUAGCAAGAACUGUCCGGAUAAUAAAAACGGCAUUUAUCCCAAGGGAGGUUCCUGUAAAAUAUGUGAGCAAGUUACGCAUCUUGCCAAAGAUUGUCCUCAGAAGAACAGUGGGAAGUUUGCAGGCAAUGCCCGGGUGAAGCUAAAAAUAUCCACUGAUUCAACUCAGAUAUCAUCGGGUGUGGGAGGCAAACGGACGGUGUUCAAAAGUGGAGAUGACUUAGAAGAUGAUUUUCAGGAUGAAGGAAAUGCCGGGCCUGACACUUCAGAACGGAGUGAUGACGACGUAGAUGAUAAACUCGGUGAGCCAAUUAGUUUGCCGAAGACUGCGAAGUCAAACACCAGGGACAUAUCAAAGAUGUUGUCUUCAGGAAAACACAAGGCUGGGAAAUAUCACCCAAAAGUUGUAAAAUUUUGACCUCUAUUUCAAACCUUACUUGAGGCUGCUUUUGCAGUAUAGUUUCAUUUUAAGUGGUUCAUGUUUUUUUUCUUAUGACCAAAUGUAUAUUGUGUUUAUUAAAAGACACAUAUUUCCAUGCGAAAUGUCUUGUUAAGAAGUAAAGAGGCUGUCUAAAUUGGAGUGGUCUUAGAGCUUGCACCAAU